Messenger RNA from Aspergillus calidoustus, 8720 nucleotides. Lineage: Eukaryota; Fungi; Ascomycota; Eurotiomycetes; Eurotiales; Aspergillaceae. The record is from the annotation of a GenBank genome assembly.
CCCAGCCGGACGUACAACUCUUCCCUCUCUAACACUCCCUCCAUCAUAUUCUCAGCGCUCCCAUCAUUCCUUUGCUGCUCUCCACCGUCUCAUCCAUCCACCCCCUCCUCCCUCCCCCACCUUUCUUUUCUGUUUUCAAAAUUCUCUUUUUUAUCUUGCGGUGAUUCGGGGUCACCAAGCUAUGGAUUCAACUAGCAUGGUGAUCCCAUCUACCUCCGAACCCGCGGUCGUGAGGGCCUUUACAAAUGGGUAUUCGGCAUCCCCUCUUUCCAAUACUACCGGCUACAAAGAUGAGCUGGCAGCAAAUGACGACCAAAGCACGAGAUCUCAUUCCCCCAGUGACCAGACCGUCACCUCCGAGUCCUCCCCCGAGGCAGACCCCGCAGACGACUCGUAUAAUACCGAUUCUCCCGAUGCAGAGGGUGACGAUGAUGAAUCUGUGAUGGGAAACAGCGUCAAAGCUAGCAGCCCUUCCAUUGCUGAAAACUCUUCCUCCCCCGAACCGUCACAUGGCAUCAAGCGCAAAUCACCGUCUGCCAAUGAUUUGGAUUACAUUCGUCAGAAUCCUGACUUAUAUGGACUUCGCCGAAGUGGACGAGCUAGGACGACGCGCCAUCUAGCUGAAUCUUCCUCAGAGUCAGACUCCGAUGACGUGGCACCUCGCGCGAAACGCCGACGCCCUGCCCCUUCACAGUUAUCCUCGAAAGCCCCUUCCCGCUCCGCAACACAAUCCACUUACUCUGAUGAGUCGGAUAGUGAUGAAUACGGAGGCAAUCGUGCUCGCGCGAGCAAGGCGAAACGUCGACGACUCUUACAAGCGUCCGCGAACAACGUUCCUUCUCAUGCCGAGGUCCGCUUCUCGACAAGAAACGCCGCUCGGGUUUCGAACUACAAUGAAGAUGACGAUGAUUCAAUGUUCGAAGAUGAUGCAGAUGAGUUAACACCGAAUUAUUGGGCGACCGCCGUAGAGGAUGACCGCCCAGCCGUAGAUAUCGUGCUCAAUCACCGUCCCAAGGCAGAUGUCAACCCGAGCGACCCGAACGUCGGUCGUCACCAGUUCGAGUUUUACAUCAAGUGGCAGGGGAAGUCUCACUAUCACGCGACGUGGGAAACAACAGAAUCUCUUGCCAACUGUCGCAGCAUCCGUCGCGUUGACAAUUACGUCCGGAAGGUCCUCGCUGAGGAUCUACGCUUGAACUACGAUGACGAUGUCGCGCCUGAAGAUCGGGAGAAAUGGAAUCUUGACCGCGAGAGAGAUGUAGACGCUGUGGAGGAUCACAAACACGUGGAACGAGUGAUUGGCAUGCGCGAAGGGGAUGAUGGUACAGAAUAUUUGGUGAAAUGGAAACGCCUUUUCUACGACUCUUGUACAUGGGAAAGUGAAGAGCUGGUUAGUGAGAUUGCUCAACGCGAGGUAGACCGAUUCUUAGACCGUUCAUCUCGUCCACCCGUCUCAGACAAGACGGAAUCUAACCCUGCCACCCGCAAACCGUUCGAACCCAUCAAAGGAACGCCAAGCUUCUUGCAAAACGGCCAGCUCAAGGAGUUCCAAGUCAAAGGGGUCAAUUUCAUGGCCUUCAACUGGGUCAAAAACCGCAAUGUUGUUCUCGCCGACGAGAUGGGACUGGGGAAAACAGUACAAACUGUCGCCUUCAUCAGCUGGCUGCGCCAUGUUCGACGCCAACAAGGGCCUUUCGUCGUCGUCGUCCCUCUUUCCACUAUGCCGUCCUGGGCUGAAACCUUUGAUAACUGGACUCCCGACCUGAACUAUGUGGUCUACAACGGAAAUGAAGCUGCUCGUAAUGUCCUCAAGGAACACGAGCUCAUGGUAGAUGGCAACCCUCGACGACCCAAGUUCAAUGUCCUCUUGACCACAUAUGAGUAUGUUCUGCUGGACUCGGCAUUUUUGAGCCAGUUCAAGUGGCAGUUCAUGGCAAUUGACGAGGCUCAUCGACUGAAGAAUCGCGAUUCGCAACUCUAUCUGAAGCUCCUUGAGUUCAGGUCGCCUGCACGCCUUCUAAUCACCGGUACACCCAUUCAGAACAACCUGGCUGAAUUGUCGGCGCUCCUCGAUUUUCUGAACCCCGGUAUGGUCGAUAUCGAUGCAGAUAUGGAUUUGAACUCUGAUGUCGCCUCUCAGAAGCUGGCGGAAUUGACAAAAGCCAUUCAACCCUUCAUGUUACGCCGGACGAAAUCUAAGGUUGAAUCGGAUCUUCCUCCCAAGACGGAGAAGAUCAUUCGUGUCGAGCUUUCCGAUGUUCAAUUGGAGUACUACAAGAACAUUCUUACCAAGAACUAUGCCGCCCUGAACGAAGGUGCUAAAGGCCAGAAACAAUCCCUCUUGAACAUCAUGAUGGAACUGAAGAAAGCAAGUAACCAUCCGUUCAUGUUCCCCAGUGCUGAAGCCAGAAUUCUCGAUGGGAGUACACGUCGUGAGGAUGUUCUACGAGGCUUGAUCACAAGCAGCGGGAAAAUGAUGCUUCUUGAUCAACUCCUGGCCAAGUUGAAGCGGGAUGGGCAUCGCGUUCUGAUUUUCAGUCAGAUGGUGAAGAUGCUCGAUCUUCUAGGGGACUACAUGGAGUACCGUGGCUACACCUAUCAGCGACUCGACGGCACAAUCCCUUCAGCUGCCCGUCGCCUCGCGAUCGAACAUUACAAUGCCCCUGAUAGUAGCGAUUUUGCUUUCAUUCUUUCAACACGAGCCGGUGGUCUCGGUAUCAACCUUAUGACGGCUGAUACCGUCGUUCUCUUCGACUCUGAUUGGAACCCGCAAGCUGAUCUCCAAGCGAUGGCAAGAGCUCACCGUAUCGGUCAAACGAGACCUGUGAGCGUAUAUCGCCUGGUAUCAAAGGACACGGUAGAAGAGGAAGUCAUAGAGAGAGCGCGCAACAAGCUUCUCCUUGAGUUCAUUACAAUCCAACGAGGUGUUACCGACAAGGAAGCCUCCGAAAUCCAGAACAAAAUGACUCGAGGAGGCGUCACGAUGGGCGAACCGAAUUCCACUGAGGAUAUCUCACGAAUCCUCAAGCGCCGUGGCCAGAGGAUGUUUGAACAGACCGGAAACCAGGAGAAGCUUGAGCAGCUCGAUAUUGAUUCAGUUCUCGCCAAUGCUGAGUUACAUCAGACAGAGCAGGCUGAAGCGAUACAAGCGGACGGUGGCGAAGAAUUCCUGAAAGCGUUUGAUUUCGUGGACAUCAAAGUUGACGAUCUUAGCUGGGACGACAUUAUCCCCAAGGAGCAACUUGAGGAGAUCAAGGCAGAGGAGAAGCGGAAGGCUGACGAGAAAUACCUUGCUGAAGUCAUUGAGCAGAACCGACCGCGCAAGCGCAAUGCUGCAGGGGAUGAACAAGAUACCCGAGCAGAGAGGAAAGCCAAGAGACAAGCUCGAGUCCAGGUCAGCAUGAAUGAUGAAGACGACUCGGACUCAGGUGCCCAGGCAGAUCCGAAGCGGCCGCUUGUGGAGAAGGAGUAUCGCCAUCUCCUUCGAGCCUUCCUACGUUAUGGCGACAUUGAUGAUCGAGAAGAGGAUGUGAUUCGCGAAGCCCGUCUACUCGAGCGCGACAGGGAAACCGUUAAAACUGCUCUCCGUGAGAUCACGGACAAGGCUGCGGCGCUUGUUCGAGAGGAUGUUGAGAGAAUGGAGGCCCUCGAGAACGCUGGCAAGGUCCUUACGAAGAAAGAGAGAAAAGCAGUCUUGUUUGAUCUACACGGUGUUAAGCGCCUCAAUGCUUAUACGAUUGUCGAGCGUCCGACGGAAAUGCGUUUGCUCAAGGAAGCAACACUGGCGGUAACAGACUUUCGGAACUUUCGUAUCCCGGAAGCCACAAAAGCCCCUGACUACUCAUGCCCAUGGGGUGCCAGAGAAGAUGGAAUGCUGUGUGUUGGUAUCUCCCGCCAUGGAUAUGGUGCCUGGACGCAGAUUCGGGACGAUCCUGACCUGGGACUGGGUGACAAAUUCUUCCUGGAAGAACACCGAGUUGAGCGUAAGAACGAGCGCCUGAACGCUGAAGACAAGACUACAAAGUCUCCGGGCGCUGUCCAUCUCGUUCGGCGAGCCGAUUAUCUCCUAUCCAUUCUAAGAGACAAAGCUAGCAAUGGCUCGAAUGCUAAUGCAAAGCGAGUUGUUGAAAACCACCACCGCAAUGCCCGGAAAGCUAACGCGCGGCCGCAAACGAGUGCCAGUGUUUCGGCAUCUCCGGCUCCCUCAAUCCAGCGCAAGGGCCAUCGGGAGCAAGAUAGGGCUCGUCAACGGUCUCAUACCCACGGCGGUCGAGAGAGCAUGGAGCGACAUCAUACCCCAAAUCGUGAUUCGCGCGCACGCUCACUUCACGAUGGCGAACGCCGGCAUCGACCUUCUGAUGCUUCGAGUGAGGAUGUUCGUCGUCGCAAGAACAGCGAGAAUGGCCACUCGGCGAACAAGGAAGACAUGUCGCGUCGUUUCUUCAAGCCUAUCCGCGAGGAUUUGAAGAAGGUAUCCGACGUCACCAAGGACAAUUUCCCCAACAAAACCGAACGUGCUUUGGAGCUUCGGCGCCUUCUCAACAAAAUUGGAGGCUUCAUCAGUCAAAACCUGCGGGGGGAGCAGUCAGAUGCUCGCUCCUCCCUUGAGACACGAUUAUGGAAUUACGUCUCGAUUCAGUACUGGCCCAAUAAAGACGCGGAAGGCACCAAACUCAGGGACAUGUACCACAAACUCUCUGAACUCAACAAGAAAGCGGCUGCAGCCAAAGCUUCCUCGAACGGAGACUAGAAUCCUUUUCACGGUGCAACAAAAGCCCUGUUUUCGAAUCAGUUUAACCACAUUUGUUCUCUUACAUCUCCUCGAUUGUGUUCCUCUUUUACUCCCUACAUUAUGCAUACUUGGGAAAGCAUGGCGACGGCGUCUGGUGUGGUCCUUCCUCGGGCACUUACAUGAGCCCUCUGCAGCGAGUGGUCUUGAUACGAUGUUUGCAUGAGAUAACCCACUUAUUUCUUUUCAAAAUCUUUUGGCUCCUUGUCUUCUCUUACGCACCUGCUCGCUGCCUGUUUGGAACGGAUCAGGUUCAGCUAUUAUUUUUUUCCACUCAUACCACCCACCCACCGCAAAUCUAGAUUGAUCCGCGAGCGAGUGAAGUUGGUCGUUUUCUUCAGCUGGCGUUUUUCUUCAGCUGGCGUUGGUUGGGGUCCGGUUAUGUGGGCAUAUUCUUGUACCCUAUUAUACAGAUGGUGCUUCCUUUUCAUUCUUCCUUUCAGUCUCGGUCUCGGUCUUCUCGGGAGUUGGAGCGACUCUGAACUGGAGAAUUCGUCACCAUCAUCCCCGUGUGUCUUCAUUCUGGGAGAUAUGUUUGAAAUGUUGCUAGACCUCGCUUUUGUUUCAUUUCCACCGGUCACAACGGUUAUGAUGGAGCUUCUACCUGACUACACUACUGAGGUAUGCGUUAUGGGCUCGACUGGAUUACGGAAGCUGGUUCUUUUCUCUAAUGUCUUGAUAUACGAAGAGAAGAGAGUUGAGAAUGCAUGACGAGUCGAAAUUUUUAUUCCUUCUUCUCAUUGUAAAGUCUGUAGACGUGUAUUGCAUUAAGUUGCGCCCUCGCCCCCUAUGAGUAAAAGCGUAAGAUGACAUUAUUGAAAAUAAGAGAAUCUUGCGCCAGAUUGUAAUCGCAUCGAAGCAAGUAAACCAUCAUUGAGCCCGCCCACUUUAGUACAUGGAUAAAUAAAGAGAUAGAAGAGAAGAAAAAGUUGUAGUCCCCCGCACGAAUUGUAUAUCAGAGUCGGAGUAGUGGUAUAAUGCUUUCACAGCGGAAUCGAGUCUCGAGCUUGUCCGUUCCCCGCCGCUAUCUGCGGCGGCGCCUGCUUCCUGGUAGCUCCAUUUGCUGCCGCAGUGGCAGCAAGAGGUUGGCCAGGAGUCAGACCCCGCGCAUUCAUGACCGCACUCAGAAGCCUCACUUGAGCAUCAAUCAUAUCAUCAAAUAUCGCCUCCUUCUCUGCCCACGCCUCUUUCCGCUUCGGCCGGAUCUUAUCCCAUUCACCCUGGAGCUCCACACCCUCCUGCUCAGCCCAGUGGAUCUGUCUUCGGAGCAGCCUAUACAGCUCAUGUGGACUCAUCUCGAGUUCGUGGUCAUCGAAGCCAUUCUCAGCGGUGAACUCGGGGACCUCGAACUCGUCGGCGUCUUCAGUCCCCGCUGUGUCGUCGUUGAUGCUCUCGCUGUAUUGGUCUGUGUUGUCGUCUCUGGGUGGAUGUGAGAGCUUUAGCUUGAUGCGCUGGAGUUUGCUGGCAGGCGUGCCGACCGGCGUUCCUGCGGAGGAGAGGAUGUCGUGACGUUUGGGGACAGGAUCAGAUGGGCGGAGAGCUUCCGUUUCGUGGACGGUUCGCAUGUGUUUUGCUAGGGCAUCGGAGCGGGUGAAACUGCGGUCGCAUUCUGUAGGGAUUGCGAGCAUGGUUAGUUGUGAUAGCUUCACCUUGUGACGCGACAAAAAAAAUGAGAUAAAGCAGCGGCGGUGCCACGAAUACUAGCAAGGAAAAGACGAACCAGGAAGCGAGCAGUAAAAAGGCUUUUCCCUCGUAUGGCUCCUCAUGUGAGCGCGCAAUGCGUAGCCGCUCGCAUGCGUUUGACCCUUUCGAGGACAAUCGGACCAUUCGCAGGAGUAUUUCUUCUGUCGGCUACCGACAUGCUCGUUGUGGAUGUGUUGGACCAAGUCGUCCAUGUUCCCGAGGUCUUUAAAAUCGCAACCCUCCCACCGGCACACGGUGACCUGGUCGUUGCAUUGCCCGCUGUAGUCCUCGUCCUGGUUUGCCCCGAUGAGCGACAGCGUGUUGGGUGAGUUGGGAAUCUCGCCGGACGUAUCGGACGAUAUGGAAGAGGACGGCGACGGCGGCGCGGGCAGUUCAUCCUGGAAGGAUGUCGAUAAGGGCGUGUUACGGUCCCAGGAGGCCAUUCCGGUGCGGCGACGCUUCGACGGCGGCAUGUUGGCGCCUGCUGCUGAUGGAGAGAAACCCUGCUUGGAGUCGUCGCGAUCCGACAUGUCGUCGGAGGCCACGGAGGAGAGGGGGGAGCCAGGGGAUUCGGCCAUUGGGGAUUUUGGUGGGGAGAGGGAUGGAAGCUGGGUUGAAUGAGCGAAUUAAAGUGGCAAGGGCGGAGACGGCAGGGACUGCGAGAGGAUUUCGCGGAAGGGAGAUCCUGAAUUUGAUUGACGUUAUGCUGGCCUCUGGAGGAAUCGAGUAUACACAGGCUAGCUGCACGUGAUGAGGCUAUCUCUUUGACGCGCUCCACAACUUUUUCUUUUCCCACUCGACACUCUCUGCUAACGCACACGAAAAUACACAGCAAGCAAUAACAUGGCCUGAGUCCUGUUUUGAUUAUGGCGGUGCGGUCACACUGCGUGGGCGUCGGCGUUCAGCUCGCGACUGUGAAAUAUUAUGAUGACGCCUUGCCCAGUAGCUCAGUGGCAUGACUUGAAAGGUCGAGGUCUAGCUCGAGACGUCGGUACAAGAUACGGGCGUUCCCUUGCAACAUGGGGUGACUGCCUCGCUGUACUACCAAGCUCGGAACAAGACCCAGAAUGGCCGUCGCCGCGGCCAGUCAGGGCUCUCUCGGGUUUUGAUGAUCCCGGUCUAGGAUGAGUCACGACGGUCACGGUCCUUGAGCAAGUCCUAUCUAUCUGGACAGGAAGGAUGGCUAGACUGCUUAAUUCUUGAUCUCCGUUGCGGGAAUGUAGGUAGGGCUAUAUGGUAGCACCGAGCUGGCUCCUUCAUUGACUCGCCGUUGAUCUACUUUUAUGGGCAUGGAAUUUCCCUGGUAUUGCCUUGGCUCGACAAAUGUCGAAAGCUUCCAGCAUCCCUUACUCAAUGCUCUAGAAUCACCCAGGCUUCUUAGUGAAAUCAACAAUGUUGCCUUGAGCUACCAACAUAACUGCUUUUCCAAUUUCAAAAUGUCAUCUCUCAUAACGCUAAGUCCCUCCAUCGCGAAAACACAAAAAAACCCCAGACGCCCCAGCAAAAGUACACAAGGUACAUAUCCCAUCAUCCCCAUACCGAUAUCCCAAAUAGCGCCCCCUACAAAGCAACCUCGUCACUACUAUUCAGCGUCUCCCGAAACUUCUUCCUCAACACCUCAAGCAACGUAUCCACGAAACCCUGCGGUUCCUCUGCCGCACUAUCCAUAUCGUCCGUAGCCGCGGAAUCACUCCCGCCCGCACUCGCAGCCACAGUGCUAAACGUCGUAGUCGUAGUAGUCAUCGUCUUAGUCGCCCCACCAUCCUUAUCAACAUGCUCCUCAACCUUCACCGUGCCGCUCGGCCUAGGUACCUCCUCGUUCGCGUGGGAUGUAACCGUAUUCGUUGCGGCGUUGCUGUCGUCGAUUGAGGUGCCAUCGUCGUAUUCCUCUGGGUGGAGCUUGUUGAAUCUGUUGAAUUCUUCGACGCCGAGGGAGGCGAAGAUGUGUGAGAGGAGGUCAGUUUUGCUGGGGAUCAUGCGCUGGGAUAAUGGUUAGCAUGGUUGAUAUUGUGAGAGGAUGUGGGUGCACGUACGCGAGGUGCAAUGGCAUCGGAUUCCUGGUUGUUUGUGGUCUCUGGUAGUGGAAGAGACCUCGUGAGUGGGGAGAGGAGGAGGGUGGUUAUGACGAUGAUGAGGCUCGUUGUGGCUUUCAUUUUGAGAUAAUCUUUAUAUUGUUCGAGCGGCGUGUAGAAACAGCGUUGGUAAAUCCAAGUGUAUGCUAUGGUGGCUGCAACCAGGUAUAUUUUCA